Molecule: messenger RNA, 4533 nt
Organism: Drosophila grimshawi
Lineage: Eukaryota; Metazoa; Arthropoda; Insecta; Diptera; Drosophilidae
Gene: qkr54B
Product: KH domain-containing, RNA-binding, signal transduction-associated protein 2
Exons: 9
Coding region: 299-1684 (461 amino acids)
Biological process (GO): regulation of alternative mRNA splicing, via spliceosome
Cellular component (GO): nucleus
Molecular function (GO): mRNA binding
Source: RefSeq, a predicted model, not a curated record
GUGCAGCCCUGGCUCUAACAACCAAAACUAAAUUGCCAGCCAUUGCAUAAAAAAACAUACCGUGCAGAAAACUUAAAAAUUAAACGCCAUACAUUGUAACCAUAUAUAAACGGAAUAUAUUGUGCAUAUUGCUGGAAUAAAAGUGUGGAGAAUAAAGUGCUAAAGCGCCGUGAUCACAACGCAUAUUUGCGAAACUCACAAGAAAAAUGCAAUAAAUCUGAUUGUGUGUAUGGGGGUCAUUGAUUAGUAGCCAAAAUUGAAAAUCGCUUGCUGAUUGCCAUUUAAUUGACCCACAAACAUGAGCGAAAAAUACGACGGCAACGGCGAUUAUUCCACCUACAACGAGGAUGAGGCCAAUGAGUACGGUGGAGGCGGCGGCGGAUUGGGUGGAGGAGGAGUUGGAGGCGGUAAGACGCGCGGCAAAAGUGUUGGCAACAGCGGUGGAAGUGGUGCCCACAACGGCGACAGUGGCAUACACGAUCAUCAUCAUGGCGGCGCCGAGGGCAGCGGCAACAAUGUCCAGCUGAACGAGAAGGCCAGCGAAUACAUACGCGACUGCAUGGCCGAGAAGAAUCGCAUGGAUCGCAAGUUUCCCAUUGCCGAGAAGCUGCUCGAGGGUGAGAUCGAGAAGGUGCAGACGACGGGUCGCAUCCCAUCGCGGGAACAGAAAUAUGCCGACAUCUAUCGGGAGAAGCCGUUGCGUAUAUCACAGCGGGUCUUGGUGCCCAUACGCGAGCAUCCCAAGUUCAAUUUUGUGGGCAAGCUGCUAGGUCCCAAGGGCAACUCGCUGCGUCGCCUGCAGGAGGAGACGCUGUGCAAGAUGACUGUGCUCGGCCGUAACUCGAUGCGUGAUCGUGCCAAGGAGGAGGAGCUGCGCAGCUCCAAGGAUCCAAAGUAUGCGCAUCUGAACAGUGAUCUGCAUGUGGAGAUAUCAACAAUUGCGCCCCCUGCAGAGGCAUAUGCGCGUAUCGCGUAUGCAAUGGCCGAGCUGCGAAAGUAUUUGAUACCGGAUAGCAAUGAUAUCAUACGGCAGGAGCAGUUGCGCGAACUGAUGGACAGCACCAGCAUCAACGAUGCCGAGAACACCACUAGCAAUGCCAAGAACACGUACAAGAAAGUCUCGCACAUGCAGAACAGUGGCGGCAACGUUGGCGCCAAUGCCAUGGGUGGUACGGGUCCGGCCAAUUCUGUGGCUGGUGCUGGUGGUGGUGGUGGUGGGUCGGGCAUGUCCAAGAAUGUGUCUCAUCACGGUUACAGAGGCUCACAGCAGUCAUCGUUUAGCAAAAAUGUCCUGGCACCCAAACAGAAGGUCAUGUCCAUUUUGGAGAAGGCCAGAACUGCUAUGGAUGAAACUUACGGUCGCGGCUAUGACGAUGGUAUAUCCUAUGAUCUGCAUCAGUCCUACGAUGGCUACAGCUAUCCAUCACAUGGCGGGCAUGGACAUGGCCAGCAUGGUCCGCCCACGAGCAUCCUGGGCGGCGUUGGCAACAUCAGUGGCGUUGGCGCUGGCGGCGGAGUCCGUGGCGGACACUAUGAGACUCAAGAUUAUGAAACGGAUUAUUCGCGGCGUGACUACUACCAACACUCUCCGGGAUAUGCAGGUGGCGGCUCCGUAUCGCAAUCGAAUCCAAAUAACGCGGCUGGCCUAAAUUCGAAUCACAAUCGCAAUCAUGUUAACAGGUGAAAUUUGCUGGGGCCGAGCAACACCAGCAAUAAUGUAGAUGGUGUGAAAGGAGGCGGCACAAUUAGUGCGACAAAUUCAAUGCCGGAUACCCACAAACCGACCGUGAAAGCCAAAUCAAUUGUUAAAAGGAGCAGCAGCAGCAGCAGCCGCAGGAGCAACAGGAGCAGCAGGAGAAACACUUUCAGGCCGAGCUAUUAUAAACACGAGUGCAGCAGCAACAAAUACAACAACAAUAACAACAAAAGCGACUGUUUUCAGUAUCAAAUGCAACAUCAACCACAAGAAUCGUCGAAAUUGGGACAACAACAAGAAACACAACAAGAAAAACAAAAGCAAACACAACAAAAUUACCCACCGCACAACAAUAACAACAGCAACAACAACAACAACAACCAAAACCACAACAACAAACACAAUCACUUAAUCAGGAAUAAAAUGAAUUCCAUCGAUGUGACCAUGACGACAUUUUCAAUAUCCUAUACACAGAACCAAACGGAUUCGAAAUAUGGCCAAAAGAAUGCUGUAGCUGCCAGCAACAACAACAACAAAGACAAGAACAAUUAUACAUUAUGCAGUAAAAUCCAGAACAACAUGCCAAACAAGCAGAACAACACAACAACUAGAACAACAACAACAACAGCAAAUGCUACAACUGCGCCCAGUAUGCUAUUAGUAAGCCCUUCGCUUCAUAUUCGUGAGAUUCCGUUCUUGCCAGUGCAGUUUUUCUAAUCACAUUCAAAAAAUCAAACAGAUACAAUAACUACAACAACAGCAACAACAAGAACAAGAACAAAAACACCAACAUAAUAAUGCUAAACAAUAACAAGAAACAAACAAAUCGAGAGACAACACCACAAAUACUUUGUACACUAAGAGGGAUGAAUAUUUACAAACGGAAACCUUAAGAUAUAUACAUACUUAUAUAAAUACAAACAUAUACAUUAUAUACACUUAAAUAUAUGAUAUAUUUUUGAGUGCAAGGAAAUCGUUGGAUGAUAAUGCAGCUGGAUCUACAAAUUGAAGUUUUAACUUGGGUGUUAGCUGGUGGGACGAUGGACAAUUUAUGUCAAGGAUAUAUUGUCCGGUUUUUUAAUAUAUAUUUACACAAAGAGCAAAAACAUCUUUAAGAUAAUCGUAUUUAAAGUGCGUGCAUUAAUAACUAAAAUUAUUAAAAGAUAUAACCGUUAAAUAAUUAGAUAAGCACAGCUUCAAGCUGGCUUUGAUACUUUGAUAUUUAUAAUAACAAUAAACAUAAUACUAAAUACUUAUUACAAAAAAAUAUGCUAAAAGAACAAAAUGUAAACCUUAAUCGAAUACACAAAUAUAUAUAUAUAUAUAUACUUCUCGAUCUCCAGAUUUGAAUUAUGUUAUCUUAUCAAAUAGUUUCAAUCUAAUGUAUUUCCUGAAUAUUGAAUUGUUUUAUGCAAGCAAUAGACUCAAAUCGAUUAUUAUUGUAAAUCUAUGAUUUUUAUUGGCAUUGCAGAAUCUCCUUUUUAAUGACAAUAGUUUUAACAUUUUUAUUCUGGAGAUGGGAUGUAUAUAUAUUAAUGAACAUAUGUGUAACUAACGCGCAGUAGGGCUGGAAAUCUAUAAGAUUUAAUUACUCAAAACUAUAUAAUUGGGCACACUUAAAAUAAAUAAAUAUAUCUAUAUACAUACAGAAUUUAAUAUUUACAUUCGAAUAACAAAGGAAUUAAAUAAACGAAUAACAUAAAAAAUAUAAUGAUAUUUAUAUAUAAAAAAUAUGACUAAAAUACUCAUAACUUAAAGUACAUAUUUAUAUAUUAAUCGGAGAUUGUGAGAUGAAGAAAUCCCUAUGUGGAUAAUGCUGCAAAUGAUUACUUUAUUGAAACGAACAAAAACAAAAAACAAAAAACGAAAAAGAAAACAAACUAAAAUAUUAUAAUGAAGAAUUACACAAUAAGAUGGGGAGAGUAUGGAAAAGCUCAAAUAUGUACUUUAUUUUCAAUUGUAUUUUCUACUUUACUUAAGUUCUCGUAUUUUAAUCAUUUAUACUUUGUUUUUAUCUCCAAAUUGGAAAUUUGAAUGGAAUUUCAAAAAUAUAUAAAAAACAAAAUCUUAAGUCUCCUGGCGGCCUGAAAAAUAAAUUUGAAAUGAUUACGUAUGUUUGUGCCAAAUGUAAUUCACAACCGAUAAAUAAUAUUGUCAAAAAGAAACCCGUUCUUCAAAUUCGGUGUUUGAUCAUUUUUUAUACGAGUUGAAAUUAAGUAUUCUAUGUUAUCGUACUUAUGAAUUCCCUCUACUUUUUAAACUAUAAUUUUAUAUAACUUAUGUAAGCUGAGCUCCAAUGGAUAUGAAUAUAACAAUUCUUAUCUAUUGUUAAUGCAAACAUAAUGAAAAUCCGAUAAAAAUGAUAAAUGAAUAUCUUGUCCAAAAAAGCAAAUUGUUGCAACUAAAGAAAAACAGUAAGAGACAUUUACUUAUAUAACAAUGUGAACGUUAAAUUGUUGAAAACAAUUAAAAUUUAGAUUAUAAAAGAAUAUCAGUAAUACGAAAAAAUACAUUCAUUUAUUUCAAGUAAUAUUAUUGUUAUAAAUUAUACAAAUUAUGAAACAUACAUACUUAAAAGACGGUUCCCAAAACCAAAUUACAGAAUUUAAAUUAUAUCUAUUAAUACUUAAAUGGAUGGUAAAAAGAAGUUUAACAAAAUCACAAACCAUUUCAAUACAAAAUAUAUAAUAUUCAAUACUAAAAUAAAUUUCCCCGCCCUAAAAACAAUAACAAAUAUGAAGACAAACGCGAAUACAACUAAAAUAUUGAGAUAUUCUCAUUAAUUAUUUCAUGUACAAUUAAAUAAUACAAAUUAUAAUAAAAAAUAUUUUAAAGUA